AUGGGCAAAGGUUUAACAAAAAAUGAUCAAAGUAACAGUAGUUUCAAUGUAAAUUGUAAAUCUUCUUUAACAAGUAUACUAAUAGUUUCUAAUUCUAGAUUUUGAUAAAUUAGCAAGUCCUACUUAAAUUCAGAUAUUAGAUUAUAAUUCUCAAUUAGUUAAAGGUAAUACUAAUAUAUUCUAUAAAAGCAUUUAAUCUUUUAAAAAGUUAACAAUAUGAACAUGCCAUAAAGUUAAUUGACCAUAUAUUAGUUAGAUCUCCAAAUAUAGCAGAUGCAUAAUACUUGAAAGGUUCUAACUGUUAUAAUGGAUUUUAGGUUUAGCUUAUCUUGGAUUAAACAAUUUACAAUAAGCUUUAUAUUUUUGUCAAAAGGCAACUUAACUUGAUAAAAAACAUUCAAAAGCAAUUGCUGAAAUUGGUAAAAAAUAUUUUAUAUUUUAGGGAAUAUAUACAUAUUGAAUAAAAAGUACUAAGAUGCUCUAAAUGUAUUUAAUAAGUUAGUUGAAAUGAAUGAAAGAUCAUUUGAAGGAUAUUUUGGAAUGGCUUUUGUAUUAACAAUUUUAAACAAUUUUGAGAAAGCACAAUUUUAUUAUGAAACAGCCUUAUAAAUUAAAUAAAAUGAUAAAGGGGCAUUAUUAAAUUAUGGUAUUUUAUUUCUUAAAAUUUAGGCCAUUUAAAAGUAAAAUAAUAAAAAUACGACUAAGCUUUAGAGCUAUAUUAACAAGCAUUAGAAUAAGAUCAAAUAUAUCUUGAAGCAAUUUAAUCUAUAUGUAAUUUAUUCAUGAUCUAAAAAAAUUAUGAAAAUUUGCUUGAGUUUUGUGAUAAACAAUUAGAAUAAUAAAAUCCAUAAAUUAAGAUUGUUUUAUUAAAUUGCAAAAGUAAUAAAUAUAAAUAAUUUAUUUUUAGGCUAAGCUUAUUAUUCUUAGAAGUUAUUUGAUAAGUCAAUUAAUCUAUGUAAAGAAGUAUUGACAAUUGAUUCUAAAAACUUUGAAGGUUUAUUUGGAAUAGGAAUGAGUCUAUUUAAUUUAAAUUAGUUAAACCAAUCUUUAGAAUAUUUUUAGAAGAUCCUUAAUGAAUACCCAAAAGAAAUUAGAACUUUUAAAAUGAUAAUAAGAAUUUAAAGCACUCUAUAAUAAUAUACAUAAUUAAAAGAAUAUUGUGAUUAAUUAAUAACAAUUGAUCAAACUGAUUAUUCAACAUAUUAUUUUAGAGGAAUAGCUUUUAUGCAAUAAUAAAAUUAUUUAUCUGCCUUAGAUGACUUUAACAAAGUAAUUGUUCAUGAUUAAAGUAACUUUAUGGCAAUAAAGCAUAAAGGUAAUUAUUAUUUAAAAUUUUAGGAUAUUGUUUAAGUAUGUUAAAAAAGUUCAAUUAGGCAAUAUAAUGCUAUGAAUCAAUUUUUAAAUAUAUUUUAGACCAUAAAGAGAAAUCUAUAUUAUUAUAUGAAAAAGGUAUUAAUUUAAAUGAAUAAUAGGAUUUUGCCAUUUAAAAUUGCAUUAAAAUCUAACUGCUAAACAGAAUUUUGAAGAAGCUAUAGAGGUAGAUUCUAAUAAUUAUGAAUUAAAACUUAAAAUUGCUAACUUAUAUAGAGAUAAUAAAAAUUAUGAUUAAGCAAAUAAAUUGUAUAAUCAAUUGAUAUAUGAAAAUGGAAAGAUACCCAUAUAUUAUAUUGAAAAAGCUUACAUGUGUGAAUUAUUAUAAGAUUAUGUUAAUGCAAAAAUACUGUAUGAUGAAGUUAUAACAUUGAAUAAUAAAAAUUGUGAAUAUUAUCUCAAAAGAUGUAAUUUAUAAUUUAAAUUAUUAGCGAAAAUAAACUUUUAAUUGUAAAAUUUUACUGAAGCCAUGUAAGACUUAUAUUAAGGAAUUAAGUUGGAUAAUUAAUAAUCAGAAUUAUAUUUUGAACUAGGAUAGAUACUUUAUAUUUAAUAAAAUUUCAUAGAAGCUGCUGAUAUGUUUUAUAAGGCUUGCACUUUAAAUGAUAAUAUUGAGAAAUAUCACAUAAAAUAUUCGAUUGCUUUGUAAAUGUUAUAGGCUGAUAAUGAAGCAAUUCAACAUUUAGAAUAUGUUCUUAAAAAACAUCCAGAUUUCGAUGACUGUAUAGAUGUUUUAGAAAGUUUACAUACAUAAUCAUGUUAUACUAAAGAAUACAUAUAAGUGUUUUCAUAUAUCUUUAUUUCAUUUCUUUAGGAAGGCAUUAAUAUUGAUAAUUAAAAUAAAGAGGAAAUAUAUGAUUAGAUUAGAGAUAUAUUAGAGAAAAGGUUAAACACAAAAUUUCCUAAAAUUCCAAAUAUUUUUUAAAUAAUAUUCGAUUUUAUGAAUAAUUAAGAAAAUAUUAAGAUAAUUCAUAAUUAAAAGAAUUUUACACUAGUCUUAAACAAUCUUUAUAAAAAUAAUUUUAAUAGUUUAGAAUAAUUUGUAUAAUAUAUUAUUGAAAUUUCUAAGAAAAUGGGUUUUAUAUUUACUAAUAAUAGUAAAAAAGUUAAUGGAAUGAUUAAUAAAGAAUUUUAAAAAGAAAUUUUGAAGUUGGGAUUAGAAUCUUAAUUUAGUAAAUUUAAAAAUAAAAUUGUUUGUGCAGCAAUUAGAGAUUGUUUAGGAUUAAUCUAGAUUAUUAUUAUUAAUUCGAAUGGAAAUUUAUCUUAUUUAAAAAAUAUAAUUGAAUAAAUAUUUACAGAUGGUAGUUUAAUAAAACAUGGUCAGAAUUGA
Molecule: messenger RNA, 2701 nt
Organism: Paramecium primaurelia
Lineage: Eukaryota; Ciliophora; Oligohymenophorea; Peniculida; Parameciidae
Source: the annotation of a GenBank genome assembly